Molecule: messenger RNA, 3728 nt
Organism: Argiope bruennichi
Lineage: Eukaryota; Metazoa; Arthropoda; Arachnida; Araneae; Araneidae
Product: synaptic vesicle membrane protein VAT-1 homolog-like
Exons: 10
Coding region: 90-1310 (406 amino acids)
Molecular function (GO): oxidoreductase activity
Source: RefSeq, a predicted model, not a curated record
UGUAACAAAGCAGUCAACCAACUGUCAUCCGAAGACUACGGACAUCUCUUUUCUUAACAGCUGUUAUCUCUACUUAACAACUUUCCAUCAUGGGGGACACCAAAACUGACGACUCCAAAGCUUCUGAAAACAAUGUCAACCAAAACGCCGAAGAUGGUUCCGCUGCUACGCCAAAAGAAAUUCGCGCGAUUGUUCUGACCGGCUUCGGGGGUCUGAAAGCAGUAAAAGUCAUGAAAAAACCUGAACCAUCUGCACCAGCAGAAGGCGAAGUCCUGAUACGGGUGAAAGCUUGUGGUCUGAAUUUUCUGGAUCUGAUGGCUCGUCAGGGGGCGAUAGAUAACCCACCGAAAACACCCUGCGUCAUGGGAUUUGAGUGCGCCGGAAACAUCGAAGCUGUCGGAGAAGGCGUCACGGAUUUUAAGGUUGGCGAUAGCGUGGUUGCCCUCACGGAGUACAAAGCGUGGGCCGAGUUGGUCUGUGUUCCAGCCAAAUAUGUAUAUUCACUGCCGUCUGGUAUGGAGCCCAAGGAAGCAGUCUCAAUGCUCAUGAACUACGUCGUUGCCUACUGCCUGGUUUUUGACAUUGGAAAUCUACAGAAGGGACAAAAAGUCUUGCUACACUCUGCUGGAGGAAGUGUUGGCUUAGCGGUCGCUUCCCUCUGCAAAACAGUGCCCGACGUUACUCUCAUUGGGACUGCAUCCAAACAUAAGCACGAGACCAUAGCUGAAUACUUUACACAUUUGUUUGAUCACAGCCAGGACUACGUACAAGAAACUAAAAAAUUGCUUCCCGAGGGAGUAGAUUUAGUUCUCGAUUGCGUCUGUGGAGAAGAUGUCAACAAAGGAUACAGCCUUCUCAAACCACUUGGUAGAUACGUCUUAUAUGGGACUUCAAGCAUUGUAUCUGGAGAAACAAAAAGCUUUUUUAGUUUCGCAAAAUCUUGGUGGCAAGUUGAUAAAGUUAGCCCAAUCAAGCUGUUUGAUGAGAACAAGAUCUUAGCCGGAUUUCAUUUGCGCCACUUAUUGUAUCAGCAAGGCUGCCACGAGUACGUGCGAGGAGUUGUGUCAAAGGUCUUUAAGCUCUGGGAAGACAAGAAAAUCAAAGUUACCACAGACUCCGAAUGGGCCUUUGAGGAUGUAGCAGAGGCUAUGCAGAAGAUGCACGAUCGAAAAAAUAUCGGAAAAAUAACACUUCUUCCCGACAAGGCACCUAAACCUCAACAAAAGGCGCCGAAGGAAAAGGAAAAAUCGAUCACCUCCGGAGAAAGUACUGAUACGGAUCCGAAAGACGAACAGACUCCUCCACCAUGAAAAGUAGUAAAAAGUCCUUCGUAGUUUACAAGAAGAAUCCCCUUUCAUUUUAAGCCUGUGGAAAUGUUUGUUAAAAUUUAUUGUGCUUUCAAAAGGAAAAAAAUGCUUAUUGUUAAAUGCGAUGUUUGUGGUGCUUCCAAGUAUGUUGUUACUCGCUUUUUAAAAAUUUGAUGCAUUUGUUAAAAAAUCAAUUGGUAUUGAAUAUUGCUUAUUAAAAGCAAUUUUAUGCAUUUUAUAUAAAAAAAUGCCCCCAGAUUUAUUUGUAAAAAAAUAUUACACCAAGUUUUGUAAUUGCUAAGCCUUCCUUUAUUUUAUUUAUGAUGGCUUUAUUCUCGAAAAUUUUCCUAUUAGCUUUAGAAUAAAAAUAAAUCUCGAUUAUCCGAAUCAAUUUCGAUCAAAGAAAUGAAAGAUUUUCUAAAAAGCAGCUACGAGAGUCUAUUAAGAAUACAAAAUAGUUGUUAAAAUUCCGCGAUUAAUUAAAAAAAAAAAAAAAAAAACCUACGUUGUCACUCUUUCAGAACUACGAUGCGUUUACGCUACAAAUAAAAGUGGGGAAAUAACAAGAAUACGAAUGGAUUAAGAAAAUUUCAUUUCUGACAAAUUAUUUUUCAUCAUAUUCUUACAAAAUUCUUUUUGAAGUUGAACCUUUGUGCUAAAGAAAUAUACAAAUUCAGUUGAAAAUUGCCGAUUAGUUUAUACCAUAUAUAUUCUUUUUAAAAUUCUGAAUCUUUGUUUCUAAUAAUAAUAAUAAUAAUAAUUAAUUCGCUUUAAAAAAUAAUCCGGAUAAUCGAGACUAUAUUUGUAUUUGCAAAUUAUUCUAGUCAGGUAUUUUAUGAUAAUUGUUGUUUUCUGAGAGAUUUACUGCUCUGAUGUUGAAUUUAUUUAUUUAUUUUUCGGCUUUAAAAAUAUGAACUGCUUUUUUUAAUGACAGUGGUUUUCAUAAAGAGUACUGUACGUUGUUCAUCGAGUUACAAUACAGUAUAUGCAAUGAAAUAUAUGUGUGUUAAUAUUAUAUUGUGUAAACUGAUCAAAGGCACACAAUUUGAAAUAUGCACCUGCAUUAGAUUAGUAUAAAAUGUAAUCGUUUGGUGGUUUCUUCGUUUAUUUGAUGAAUUCUUGAUACAUGUCUAGUAAAUCGUUUGAAUAUGAAUUCGAUAUAGCUGUUUUAAUUCUAUUUCUUUUAUGAUUUUCAUAGACUAAGAUAAAUAUUAAAGAAUUUGUUUCUAAAGGUAUUGUAGUAAUGAAUUUAUUUCAUUUAUUGUUCGUAUUCGUAUCUACAGUAGAGUUAUACAGUACCAUGAAAUUGCCAAAAAGUAGAGUCAAUGCCAAAUCGCCUCAGCGGACAAGCUUUCUUUGCGUACACUGACUACAGAUUUUCUACAUUAAAGUAUUGAAUUUGUCGUAUUAUCCCAUGGGACAGAAUAAAGCAUUUAAAAUUUUGCAGUCCUCUUAUUGAUUAUGGAAUUUCGCUUUUAAGUGUUUUACUUUGGAAUUCUUUAUCGACAGAUAAUAUUUGUAAAACAUUUGGUGAGUCUACUGAGAAUAUAAAUGUGUGUAAAUUUGUCCUUUCGAAUUAGUUUUUCAACAUUGAUUGCUAUCACAUAAAAUAAUAGAUUAUAUAUUAAAUAUUGAAAAUGUAUUUUCAACUUAAUGAUAUGCUUUUUGCAUAGAUAGUGUUUAGAAAUACUUUUACAAUAAGUUUAUUCAAAAAUUUUAAUGCUUUGAAAUAGUUUCAUACUUGAUUGUCAAUCGUAAAUGCUAUAUAAAUAUUGUUAUAUUGCUAAAGGCCAUAAUGUUUAAAAAAGGUCUUCAAUCGGCGCUACAUUCUAGUCCAUUUGCAGUUUUUUCUUUCUUGUUGUGGUGUUUUUCGAGUGAAUUCUUAAUUCCAAGUGUGUUGUGAGUAGAAUGAUAGAACUGCUGUACAAAACUACAAAUAUCUUUAAAAUAAUUUAUGUCUGUAGUGUGUGAAGGUUUAAUGUUUAUAAAAAAAAUUCCCUCUGCAUAAAUUAUAAUAACAAUAAACUAUGUCCGGUCAUAUAAUUUUUAAACAAAAUUAUUCUUAAACAAAAUAUAACAAAUAUAUCAGAUAAUUCUUAAACAAAAAUAACUAUUAUUAACUAUUUUGAAGUUAAUGAAAAAUGGUGUAGUUAUGUUCUAUUAGCAUAAAAAUGUGUUGGAAUGAAAUGUGGAUAGUCAACAAGUUCAGUCCACUUUUUAUGAAAUAUUUUUAUUGGAGUAUUUUUCAAAUGUAUACAGUAAUGAAUUAAUUUUGUACUAAAUUUUGAAUUAACAUAUCCGAAAUCUUAUAAGGUAAUAUUUAUAAACAAAUUUGUAAAAUUUAAGUAGAUUUUCCAAAGAAGUAUUACAAAUUUCAAAAUGUAUUUUUGUGACGGAUAUUUGUUAAAUGUUGCUAAUUUG